Messenger RNA from Phytophthora sojae, 1635 nucleotides. RefSeq lists its product as hypothetical. The transcript is spliced from 2 exons. The coding region runs from base 1 to 1635 and encodes 544 amino acids. The record is from RefSeq and is a predicted model, not a curated record. Lineage: Eukaryota; Oomycota; Peronosporomycetes; Peronosporales; Peronosporaceae.
AUGUCUUCCGCCUCAGAUAUUUCUGCUUUUGAGCAUUCCGUUGAACCUGCUCCAGCUGAGACGCUCUUCAAGGAUAAAAAAUGGACCUACAUUCAGGAUUCCACAUCUAACACCGGUCAAUAUGCCGGACAAAUUCAAUUCAAUCUUUCUACCAUCUCGUCUCAAGCCGCGUUUGUGAAUUGGGAAGAAGCUGCCGGAGCAUGGCAAUUCAUUGACAGCGUUCAGGUUGUUAUUGACGGAACCACUGUACAAACGAAUCAAGUUCAUGAGAAUGUGAAUACAACGUUCAAGGCUAUCACUGAAACGGAUUAUAAUACUUACGUCAAACAUGGUCCAACAAGCAACUUUGUAUUGGAUGAAUAUUCUACUCCAACGAUUCAAGGGUCAAGCGGAGCAGCGCAAUCGCUUGAUAACUUGGCCACUUCGUCGUUUAUGACAGCUACAAAUAGCAUCGGUGAGUUUGGAUUGGCUAACACCUACUCGAACCGUGGAGCCGCUGAACGAUCGCUCUUUACCGCUCUUGACCAACAAAGCUCGAAACUUGCAUUCGAUGUUAUGGGAGGUAGUUCAAACCUUCAAGCCGUGUCGAAACCACAAGUCUAUGUGGCUCCUGCUGGCUCCGUUCCUGGUGGGUCGCCAUUUUACGUCGCGCAUUACUUGGCUUGCAUUAAGUUGCGGGAUAUUUCUGACUAUUUCAAGAAAUGCCCAAUGCAGAAGAAUACGCGCGGCUUCAUUUACCUCAAUUACAACAGCUCAUCUACUACUUUGAUUACAACUGGCACUGCUGGCGUUGUGGCUCCUUCUACUAUUGCUAGUUUGAGCAACAAUAUGAAUUUUGGCAACACUUGCCCAGUGCUGUGGAAUUUAAGUAGUGGUGCAACGACAACUGCUUUGGCCGGUGGCCUUGCGCUUCCUGCAUCUGCGAUCACGCUUACAAUUACUGCCGACGUUAAUGGAACCCCAACUGCAGGAACUGGUAUCACUCCAUCGCAAUCAUUUUCGCGUCUUCUCGUUCCAACGUACUCGCCUAACCCAAGCGCCGAUCAUGCGUUGGCUCAGAAGAAAACGUUUCGCUACUUCGAACGAAUCACGAACAAAUUCACUGUUGCUCCAGGCGCGUCCUUCACUUGGACGGUCAGCAAUGGCAUUGCUAAUCCAAAGCGUUUGAUCAUGCAACCUGUUAUUACCAAUCCAACGGCAGGUGCUACUGUAUCCGAUGUGAUCAAUCCAUUCCGUAGUCCAUUUUCGACAGUACCAGCUACGACAAGUCCAUUUGCUGCAUUGAAAAAUCUGCAAAUCACAGUUGGAAACGUCCCUAUCUGGAACAACCCCGUGAGUUUUGGAUAUGAUUUGUUUGUACAAGAGAUGUCAAAGUCGGGUGUUGAUGGUGGUCUCGACGAUGUUAUCUCGGCCGGUUUGCUGUCUCAGCGACAAUGGGAAUCACUUUAUCGAUUUGUUGCUGUAGAUAUUGGUCGUCGUCUCCCAAGUGAAGAUGGUGCGAGCAAGAGUAUUAUCGUGUCUGGUACUUCCAACUGCAACUACGCUCUCACCAUUUAUUACCACGUAUUGCGUGAAGUUGUUGCAACAGUCGAUACGGCUAUGGGUACGGUAUCGCAAGGACCAGUUCAAGGUUAG